UCAUGAGAGCAGUGUUGCUGUUUCCUUAUGAACUGCCCUGUGUAGAAUCUCAUUGCGCUGGGAAAAUUAGCCUUUGGCUGCUUGAUGGGAGUUGUAAGUUGCAGUUGGGGCUGGUGUAUAGCCGAGUGAAGGACUGUCCGGGUUUUAGACCGUAACUGGAGUGAGAAUCACUGAGAAACACUGACUCCAAUCUGGCAACCCCGCCUGGCUGUGAACUCUCCAUUCCGGACUGGGCGCAGCGCCGUGCUGACGGACUGAUGGACGGAUAGACAGAUAGAGGCAAGCACAGGGAAAGAGGGAGAGGAGAAGAAUGAAUGGAUUUGCUGCUGCAGGUAAUAAGAGCAUGGAGCCGAGCAGUUUCCCUGUUCAUGCGGAAUUACGCGCGGGUUCCCCGGUUUUUCCUCACUGCGCAAAAUGAUUCUCUCGGUGGACAGAAACUUUUGUUGAUCAUCGCCUGAAUUCGGCUAUGACACCGAUGCACAUUUCUCACUCGUAUUGGUGUACUGUAGUUCCACCAGUGCAGACUAAAUGCAGAGGGACGGUGUACGAUGAUUAGGUGAUCACCAGUUCGGGCCUCAUUAUGAUUGCUACUGGAGGCCUCUUGAGAAUCUCAGCAAGACGCCAAGAUUCCCUCCGUGCCAAAAACCGGGCAGAGAACAAGCGCAAGAGAAAAGCCAAGAAGAAGAGAAAGAAUGAGGUGGUGGUGGUGAAGGGCAAACUGAAGCUCUGUUCGGUCUCUGGGCUGAUUGCUGCACUAGGCAUUAUUGUGUUGCUUGUUGGGAUUGCCUUGGCUGUACUAGGCUACUGGCCUAAAGGAAGUCCGCUUUACCCAGGACUCCUCACAGUUAAAGGCUUACAGAAACCAGCCUUUACCAAUGACAGAGGAGGACCCAAAGCAGUGAACUGGACGACAAGUGGUAAGGUUAUUUAUCAGCUGGAUAAAGAUGUUAAAAGCUCUAAUUCUACUAAUGGCACAACUGAGGAAUCGCCAAAAUUGGGUGUCUUUGCUGAGUUUUUAAACAGACACUUACAUUCAGACAAACUAAAAGUGUUUGGACCAUUGAUUAUGGGCAUUGGUAUCUUCCUGUUCAUUUGCGCUAAUGCAGUCCUGCAUGAAAACAGGGACAAAAAGACAAAAAUCAUUAACCUUAGGGACAUUUAUUCAACGGUUAUUGAUAUUCACAGUUUGCGAUCCAAGGACAAUGCUUCACUUAAUGGAUUUGUGAACUAUAUGCAAUCAAAGGGGGUAGAAGGCAAUCCAAGCUCUGUAUACAAUGCUGCUAUGCUAGCAAAGGGCUCAUGGCCAUCUUCAGGAUCUUUCAAACAGGACCAGGAUAGCAGGCCGUCAUCCAGAAACUCAUCUAUUGGCAAACUGGAAGACUUACCUUUGGAUAGUCUUGCCAUCACAGACACAGUGUAUAGCAUUUGCAGGGAUCAGUCACCAGAGGCGAAGCAAUGGGAGACCAAAACAAUUGUGACCUCCUCAGUCAAUGCUUUCACACUACCAUUGAUCAGGCUCAACCACAGGACAGCAGGAAACAGAAGGGGUUCGGAUAAAUCUGGGGAGACCACAAGUGAAUGUCUGGAUUCGGAUGCUAUUCAUCACUGCUUGGAGUCUCUAGUGGCAUCAGGGAGCAUCAGGAAAGCCAAAGUGAAGACUCCUCAAACUCGAACCAUUAUUUCCCAGGACUCAGUGGAAGUUUAUAAGGGUAGCAACAGCCUGCAAGAGAUGCCACACCUCUCCCUUCAAGGCUCACGGGUUCAACUCCUUCCUGCAUCCCCUGGCCCUAAAGUGACAGGCUCUCACCUGUCCUUAAGUGCCCUAUCAGACUACUCCAGGUCCAUUGACUUGGGAAUCUGCCCGUCCACCCCUGUGAACCGGCACAUGGAUCGAACCAGGCGACGUAGCUGUCCUCGACUGGAAGGCCCGAGCAGUGGGGGUUAUAUCAAACUCGAGGGUCUUGGAGGGGAGUCUUUUGAGUCCACUGAUAUGACAAGUUUUAGUCAUGGAAGUUCUUCUGAGCUUUUGUCUAAAGGGCACGUUUCAAAAAAUCCCCUUGUCCAGGAGGAAGAUGUCUCCAGUGAACCUGACCAUGACAUGAUCAGACAAUACUCAAAUAAAGACAAACUGGUGAUGAUUUCCCAAUCAGACACUACCUUAGAGGACCUGGAAAUUGAGAGUGUAGAACUCUAACUGAGCCACCAGAAGAAAUCAGUGAAUUUGCAAGGUUUAAUAGAGACAUUACAUACUAAAGUCAUUACAACAAUCGAUAUUUUUCCUUUUUACUCUUACAGUGAAAAUGGAUACAUAUACUUGCUGUAAUGCCUUGGGUACUAAUGAAUAUAUUAUCUUCCUUUCUUUGGA
Messenger RNA from Ictalurus furcatus (blue catfish), 2365 nucleotides. RefSeq names its product transmembrane protein 200C, genome duplicate a (gene tmem200ca). NCBI's taxonomy places the organism in Eukaryota, Metazoa, Chordata, Actinopteri, Siluriformes, Ictaluridae. The transcript is spliced from 3 exons. The coding region runs from base 581 to 2194 and encodes 537 amino acids. The record is from RefSeq and is a predicted model, not a curated record.